Molecule: messenger RNA, 390 nt
Organism: Schistosoma curassoni
Lineage: Eukaryota; Metazoa; Platyhelminthes; Trematoda; Strigeidida; Schistosomatidae
Source: the annotation of a GenBank genome assembly
AUGUCUGACAGUAGCAAUAAUAAGAUUCCUAACUAUGUACAUCAGGCUGUUAUUAUGAGCGAAACUAUUAAAAAAGAGUUGAGACAUCAAAAAAUAUUCACAGAAUACAGUAUCAAUCCUUUUAAGAAAACUGAUAAACCAAAUAGAAUACAAGAAGCUGAUGCUGAAGACAAACACUUUGCGAACGUUAUACAACGCGCUUCUUUGGAACCACCCAAAAAAUAUAUCGAACCUCAAACAGAAAAUCAGGAAUAUGGUUGGAUAAGUCAGCCACUAAUGGAAAUAGACAGGAGUGAUCCAAGGUUUUAUCAUCCUAAAGUUGCUUGUGAAAUGACGAAAUUUAUGGAUGCGUAUUGGAAACUAAAUGAACAGCGUAAAUUAAAUUCAUGA